This is a messenger RNA of Danio aesculapii, 3648 nucleotides long. It is a transcript of the gene notum2, whose product is annotated as notum pectinacetylesterase 2. Bases 252 to 1739 code for a protein of 495 amino acids. The transcript is spliced from 12 exons. Gene Ontology annotation, molecular function: hydrolase activity. Lineage: Eukaryota; Metazoa; Chordata; Actinopteri; Cypriniformes; Danionidae. The record is from RefSeq and is a predicted model, not a curated record.
CGUCCAGGUUUGGUGUGUCAUUGGUUGCAGCCCAGAGCUGGCACCAGCUCAAAGGGGAUGUUUAGAAAUGCAAUCCAUAUGGUGGCACUAUAAAAUCUAGCACCGACCACAACCAAAGACCAAGAUCUGCUAAGGACACCAGCGUAGCAUCAAUCUGAAAACCACCUUUUCCGCAGCACCUGAAGAUUUUUGCUCUUCAAGACAUCAGGAGGACCAGUUGCUUGAAAGGGGGAGGUCCUGUCAGGUUGGAUAUGAAUAUUUUUUGUCGUGCUUUGUUCCUGCUUCUGCUGGGAGUCGUUUCUUGCCAGAACAACAAUCGCAAUGUCAAGCCAGGAGGAAAACCUGCAAAGAAACCUAACAGCCCAGCCAUAGAGGCGACCCAGCAUGGCCCUGAAGCAGACCCCAACUCUGGGCUGGCUAGUGCUGGCGAUUCAAGUAAAGAAACAAAUCCGGGAGGCCGUGGCUCCAGCCAGCAAAGCGCAUCUGUCAACAAGCCUGCUGAUGAAAUGAAGCUGCACUUUCUUAAGAACGCAGCAGUGACGUGCAAUGAUGGUACUGCUGCUGGGUUCUACCUAAAGGAGUUCAAAGGAAGUAAGAGAUGGCUGAUAUUUUUGGAAGGUGGUUGGUGCUGCUACAGCAAAGAGACCUGUGAUUCCAGAUACAAAACUAUCCCUCGUCUAAUGGGCUCAACCGACUGGCCACAGACACGCAGAGGGAGUGGUUUAUUAUCAGCGCAAGUUGAUGAAAAUCCACACUGGUAUAACGCCAAUAUUGUAUUUGUUCCCUACUGUUCAAGUGAUGUGUGGAGUGGCAACAAAGCAGCAUCAAAAUCCAAACAGGGAAAAGAAUCAGAAUAUGCUUUCAUGGGGUCUCAGAUCAUUCGUGAGGUGAUCAAAGAUCUUGUCCCAAAAGGACUGAAGCAAGCCAAAGUUGUGAUGUUGGCAGGAACAAGUGCUGGAGGAACAGGUGUGCUGCUGAACAUUGAUAAGGUCUCCAGUCUUCUGGAGCAGCAGGGAGCUGAGGCUCAGGUGCGCGGCCUAGUCGACUCAGGCUGGUUUCUGGAGAGUAAACAGCAAAAAGUUCCCGACUGUCCCGACAGUGCCUCCUGCACCCCUGCAGACGCAAUCAAGAAAGGACUUAGAUUGUGGAAUGGUGUUGUUCCAGAAAAGUGUAAGCAGCAGUAUAAAAGAGGCGAAGAUUGGCACUGCUUUUUUGGACACAAGCUGUUCUCCUAUAUAAGCGCUCCGCUGUUUGUGGUGCAGUGGCUGUUUGAUGAGGAACAGUUACGAGUGGAGAACAUUUAUAUGGGCAGCCAGUCUCUCUCAGAGCAACAGUGGACAUACAUGCAGAACCUGGGGAAAGAGUUAAAAAACUCUCUCAAAGACGUGACGGCCGUGUUUGCCCCCUCCUGUCUGUCCCACACUCUGAUAACCAAAAGUAACUGGACGGAUUUCCAAAUCAAAGGCACAUCGCUCUCCCGUGCUCUGCAGUGCUGGGACAGAAGUCUUCAGGAGGCUAAUAAAAACAGCAAAACUGCACUCAAGGGCUGUCCCUUUCAUCUCAUCGAUAACUGCCAAUGGCCACAGUGCAAUCCAACCUGUCCAGCCCUGAUUGACCAGGCCACACAACAGGAGAUGACUUUGCUCCAGGUGCUGGCCAGUAUGGGCCUGGACCUGCAAAAACUCGGCUUGGAUGUAAGAGGUGACAUUUCACCCGGAAUGGUCAGCAAUGGUGGCUAAAUUAACCUUAGUGCUCUUAUCGACCCAAUUCACCUCAUCCCACACUUUAGAGAUUGUUCAGUGGCUUCAUCUCUGGCCACUUCCAGAGAAGGGCCUGGUGUGUCUAGUGAACAUCUCACUGGAUUUCAGUACCGACAAAACCGUGUUCGAUCAACAGCAAUGAUUUCGGGGUCUCCAAGUGAGUGACUCUUUAUAGUUAGACACAGUUAAUCAAUGGAUAUCACAACUGCUUAAAAAAACGAAAUAACAACUUCAAUCAGAGAACAAGUGUUUGAGUUAAAUGCUGUCAACAUCAUACUUUACUAACAGAAAAAAAUGAGCUGGUAUUAAAUCAGAAGAGUGAAAGUUUAGGAUGUUUGUGUUUCUAUCAGAUUUUGGAGAUAUACAGUUAAAGUCAGAAUUAUUAGCCCUCCUGUGAAUUCUUUUUUCUUUUUCCAAUUUUUCCCAAAUGUUUAACAGAGCAAGGAAUUUUUCACAGUAGUUCCGAUAAUAUUUUUUCUUCUGAAGAAAGUCUUAUUUGUUUUAUUCCGGCUAGAAUAAAAGCAGUUUUAAUUUUUUUAAACCAUUUUAAGGUCAAUAUAGCCCUCUUAAGCAAUUUUUUUUUCGACUGUCUACAGCAGUGGUUCCCAAAGUGGGGGUCCGGACCCCCUGGGGGGCUCAUAGUACGAUGACAGGGGCUCGCUUGGUGAUUUCCAAAAGUCAAAUAAAUUUUAUUAAGUACUUUAUCGAUAACCCACAGAAGAUAAAAAUAGUAGUGAAUAGUUACAUAAAAAAGCAACAACAUGCAAAUAAAAAGCCAUCAGCCUUUUAUUUUUUUUCAUAGGAUUGUGUGUUUACAUUAGAUUAACAACACAACAAUAGCAUCAGAUGCAGCAGAUUGAUUUUAUAGCACCAGGUUAAACUUUCUGACACCUUUAUGGCAGUCAAAUACACUAAAAAUAAAUACAGACCACAACUGAACAUUGAGGACAAUCUCUGAGUGGCGGUCUCCAAAAUUAAACCAGGAAUAGGCUUGUGCUGAAAACAUUGCCCACCAGUCUCAUUAGGUGAGGUUGAUAUAAAAUUAAACAAAUUAAUAAAUGACUAUUUAAAUUAUAGCCUAUGCUUGUUAGACUGUUGCAAUUUUGUGUGUUGUCAAUAUUCUGGUGUGCAACAUUUGUAUAUUUAUAACCAAGAUUGUGGGGGUCGUGAGUCACUGGCGUUGUUAUUUUGAGGGUUGCGGGCUAAAAAGUUUGAGAACUCCUGGUCUACAGAACAAACCAUCGUUAUACAAUGACUUGCCAAAUUACAAUAACUUGCGUAAUUAACCUAACUAAGGCUCCAAUUACACUUUAAGUUGAAUACUAGUAUCUUGAAAAUUAUGUAGUAAAAUAUUAUGUUUGGUCAUCAUGGUGAAGAUAAAAGAAAUGAGUUAUUAGAAAUGAGUUAUUAAAACUAUUAUGUUCAGAAAUGUGUUGAAUAAAUCGUCUUUUUGUUAAGCAGAAAUUGGGGAAAAAAUAUACAGGAGGGCUAAUAAAUCAAUAAUUCUGACUUCAACUGUACAUGACAGAACAAUAAAAUACUGCAGUAUCUACAUUUUCCAAAGAUCCAGCCACAAUACUUUCUCUGUUGUAUAUCUUCUUAUUUUUAGCAAGUGCAUGCUGUUUUAGGACGUGAUUGGUAGCAGAAUUAGCAGACGAGUCAUAUGAAAUGACGCAAAAUCAGUAUUUCACAUAUUGACAACCAUCCUAAAAUGACCUUAAAAAUAGUACAAAACAAAAAUAAUUUCUCUAUUCACUAUUAUUUAUCAUCUGCAUAAUUUUACUUCUUGUCUAUUUCCAAUAUUUUAAUAUCCAUAAAGUUCUUGUGACAUUUAUAGAAUGGUUUGACUUAUCUUGAACACUAAUAAAAGAUUUAAUGUUUUAGACAA